Messenger RNA from Nylanderia fulva, 3816 nucleotides. RefSeq names its product Zinc finger protein ush (gene ush). Gene Ontology annotation, cellular component: nucleus. Gene Ontology annotation, biological process: cell differentiation; heart development; positive regulation of transcription by RNA polymerase II. The record is from RefSeq and is a predicted model, not a curated record. NCBI's taxonomy places the organism in Eukaryota, Metazoa, Arthropoda, Insecta, Hymenoptera, Formicidae. Gene Ontology annotation, molecular function: RNA polymerase II-specific DNA-binding transcription factor binding.
GAUUCGUGACAUCGCGGAUAAAUCGAUUUUUGUCUAUGAAUUAAAAGAAGGAAGUUCUCUAAAGAUUAGACCAAGAUUAGUUUGAUGCGAAAGAUUAUUCCUUUAGCUUGCUUGACCUUUGAAUAUUUCCGAUAUUUCCAACUUCUUCGUUAAGUUUUACCUGACAGAUAGUAUAUUCUCGUCUCUUUUCAGAUAAAUUUAAAAAAAGAGACAAGACAUGCUACUUGUCGGGUAAAACUUACCAAGAGUUGGAACAACCGGCUCUAAAUCAGUGCAUGAUUGAAGAACUCGUUCGUCUUAAGUUUACAUUUUUUAAAUUAUGUCUCAUUAGAUAUAAGUUAACGAAAUUAAAUUCAGAAGGAGAAAGAGAGAAAAGAACUCGUAAUUUUUAAAAUCGGACAAAAAGAAUUCGAAAUUACAGCAGUGUGUGACAUUUGGUUGUCCGAAAUUGUGUUACGCGGUUCGAUUUGCGUUCCGACGUUUAUUGUGAAAUUUUAUUGUAAAUUUGACAAGACUGAGGAGUGAUCCGUAAAUUAUGUCGGAAAGUGCGAAAAAGUCGAGCGCUCGUUUACUUUGAGGACUUUUUUUUUCGCACCAUGAGCAUACUUUUAUGGCGUCAACGUAGAGCUGCUCUCUCCUUAUCGAGGGAGGAUGAAGAAUGGAGUGACUCGGAAAAGACCCCGUCGGUGAGCAGCGGCGUGGACGGUGGCGGAUCCGCGGUGUCGAGUCCAAUCGCGCCACCAGUAGUCGAGGAGGACUCGAGUUUACCACCUCCUCCGAGACUCAACCCCACGUCAUCCUCGACCAGUUCCUCGGCCAGUGAGGAUAUCAGACUGCGCCUGAGCGUGCUUUCGGAGGAUACUAGGAAGCGUCUGGUCAGCCUUACCGAGGACAUCGAGGUCGCCAGGAGCAUACGAGGAGACCGUCAUGGGCCAUCGUCUAGAAACGUACGAACGCGAGAGUCGAGUCCCAAGGACGUCGAUGAGGAGCAACAGGCUGUUAAGGACGAAGAGUGUCAGCCGAGGCCGUCGUCGUCCACUGCCAUUAGGAGACGAGACUCCGUCUGCCGCAGGGACUCGGAGGAUUCCGUCACCGCGGUGGCCACCGAGGCCAAGAGGAUGAGACUCGACGACGAGGCAACACCAAGACUGAGACUCAAUGCUAGUCUGGCGACGGAUCCCGCAUUGCGACCCGCUGCUGUCGCCGCGCUUACCGUGAAGCCGGAGAACACGUCGCCGCCGAACCAGACGCCGCCGCUUCCAGCCGGGCUUCAGAACGCGAUCGCGUCGGGCCGACUGUUCGUGCUGCCAACUGAUGGCAAGGAGACGAUCACGGUGGAGCCGGCGAGACCCCCGCAAUUUGCCCUGACCUGUCCGCCGUGUGGUAUCCGGUUCAGCUCGCCCAGCACCCUCGAGGCUCAUCGCACCUUCUACUGCGCCCAUCGACCGCGCGCGGACGAGGACGCGACGAACGACGAGGACGAGGACGGCGGCGGCGGAAAGUCCGGUGGCAAGUUCGAGGCGCGAAAGGCGUACGCGUGUCCGCACUGCUCGUACAGCGCCGACAAAAAGGUAUCCCUGAAUCGUCACAUGCGGAUGCACGCAACCUCGCCGGUGCCGACGACGAUACCAACAUCGGCGACGGCGGUGUCGGCGAACCCAAACUCCUCGACGAGCAACUCUACUGGUCAAACGACCGCGUCUAAUGGUUCUCUAAACGAGGAGGCUGAAAGAUACUGCAGGAAUUGUGACAUCAGGUUCAGCUCCUUGAAGACGUACAGGGCACAUAAGACACAUUAUUGCAGUACUAGGCACGUGGUGAAAGACACGUCGUUAUCGACGCCGACGGCGACGUCGACAUCCUCGGUGAAAGCAUCGCCGCCGAACAACUCGAGUCCCGAUGAUUCGCCGCCUCCGCAACCGUGUCUGGCGCUACCUACCAAUCCCAUUCUUAUCGUACCAUAUUCGUUGUUCCGCGGUGCGAGCGUCCUCGCCGCGCCGACACUUCCGGCUCCUGACACAGCGUGCUUCCUUCUGCCAAACGGUUCCCUUCAGCCAAUGACGAGAGGCCUCGCUGCCACGACCCAGAACACGAUAGUAGAACCUCCGGCCGUCUUAAGGGCGGCGAACAAACCCUCGACGCCGGCUUCGGUGGUCGUGGCAACGUCCACGUCACCGUCUGCCUCGGCGCCCCUCGAUCUCAGUGUGCGCAGAUCGCCGGUGCACCAGGACGAGAAGGAAAACAGAAUGUCACCAGCGCCAUCAUCCUUGCCGCCACCUCCAGGCAGUCCCAGAUCCAGGGGCAGCGGUAGUCCUAGAACGAGGUCCAUCGGCCCGGCGCAAACGGUAGCUGUCGCUCCACCCGCACCCACGGAACUCGCCCUGAGACUCGCCGAGCUGCCACCACCUCCGGUUCCUGGGGUACUCGUCAAGCAGGGCGUCUCCAGGUGCAAAGAAUGCAAUAUCGUGUUCUGUCGACACGAGAAUUUUGUCGCUCAUAAGAAGCAUUACUGCCAAGCAAGGGAGACGACGGUAAGCAACAGUCCACCACCCCCUGGCACACCUUCGCCACCCAUCUGCGUCCAGCUCAUCUGUGCCGCGUGCGGCAUCAAAUUCGCUUCCAUGGAUAAUCUGGUUGCUCAUCAGGCAUUUUAUUGUCCUAAGAGGCCCGAACCACAAGAGCAUCAUACGCGGUGUACUAAGUGCAAGGCGAUAAUAGAACCUGGCAGUAACCAUACCUGCGCUACUGGCACGACUGGUGGUUGGCGAUGUCCAGUUUGUGGAGCUGUCAGUCCCACGGCUGGUGCUGCUCAACGUCACAUGGAUGCCCACCAAGGCGUCAAGGCCUUCCGAUGCACGAUUUGCCGUUACAAAGGCAAUACUCUUCGCGGCAUGAGAACCCACAUCAGAAUGCACUUUGAAAAGCGGGGAACCGAUUUACAGGAGGAGAAUUACAUAACGUGCGUAUUGGAUGAUGAGGCGACGCUUCCGACACCGGAGCCCGCAGCAGCGACGACGCCGGAGGAAAGUCCUGCAGAGAUCCAAAUGAACGGCAAGACGGAGAUACGGAAGAGUCCACAACCACCGCCACCGCCGCCACCACCUCCGCUAGUGCCGGCGAUUGCUAAUAAGGUGAAGCAAGAACGCGAGGACACGCCACCGCCGGAAGAGAGUUUGGAUCCCAGCAAAAGCGGUCCUCGCUACUGUCGCUCCUGCGACAUCAGCUUCAACUAUCUGAGCACUUUUAUCGCUCACAAGAAGUUUUACUGCUCGAGUCACGCCGGCGAGGCGAGUAAUAAUAAUAAUAAUAAUAACAAUAAUAAUAAUGCCAGCGGUCAUCCGACACCUCCGCCAACUGGCAGGACCGAAGCAUCGGUGUUGUAAGAUUUUGUAAUCGCGAGUAGAUCACUUUUUUACCGUUCGUUUUCUUCCGAGAAAAAGAUGCUUUAAAUUAUUUGCUAUGGGAAAUUGAUUCAUUCGAGAAGUACAAAUAUUUCUUUUCUCGAAGGAAUCAAUUUUGUCAGUUAAAUAAUUAAGUGCAUUACAUUUUUAAAAACUAAUGAAUUGAACUAAUUUAUUCAAUUUCCCGAAAAUAUUUAUUGUCUCGUUAUUAGUGACAUUAAGUUUAAGGGAGUUUAUUUCAGUGUAAACGUCACAUUUUUGGGAAAAUUUUGAGGAAGAGAAAUGAAGUGCGAAAGAUGCGAUAACUGACUAAACACGGGGGCUGUUAAUUGUUGCCAGUUUAUACAUAACUAUUGGACUUCUUAAUUGACUGCUACGUUGUGUGAUUUUUGUUGAUCCAGGGAAUCGUUUGUAC